UUAAGACAAACCAAACCACUAAUAACAUAAUAGUCAUUAAUUUUUUACUUGAUGUGCAGAAUUUAGAGUCAAAUUUUUAUUCCAAAACAGUGAUAAUGGGGACACAGUCAAAUAUUACACCCCUGACUACAACUGCUAACAUUACUUUAUCAGCUAUGAAAUAUGUGAGUGGCGAUAGUAACCACAUAUGCAGGUUAUGUUUUGCAACUACAGAGGAAGAAGAAGUAAUUUUGCACGACACUAUUAGAGUCCAACGUUCGUAUAUUGAUGAAAACGUGUCUUUUUUGCAUAUGUUCGCUGAUUUAGGAGUGUAUCUAGAGCCUAACUUACCGCAAACACUGUGCAUACCAUGCGGAACUACAGUUGUGAAUAGUUACUUGUUCAGAAGACUCUGUGAAUACUCCAACAAAAAAUGGGCAGAAUCCUUAAACAAACUCGAAGAGACUCUGUGUCAAAUAGACUUAAUUAAUCCAAACACAAAAACUGCCUAUUUAUUAAUGAAUGACAAAUUAAAUCUUACAUUCACAAGUAAAAAAAGCAAAGAUAAAUCUGAUGCUUUGUCAAGAAUAAAGAGAAUAAUUACUAGCAAAGCCAAAUAUGAGAAACUAAAAUUAAAGAGAAGUUUUGUUUGUGAAGAAUGUGGAAAUAAGUUUUCCACUCUACAGGUGCUUAUGAAACAUAUAAGGAAACAUCAUGAUAUUCCUGUUAGAAUACCUUGUCCACAAUGUGCCAAAUAUUUUGCUACAUCAUCGCAACUACAGGAUCACGAAGAAAGGGUACAUUAUCCAAAGAACAUUAAAUGUCAAAAGUGUCCCAAAAUGUUUGGCUCAAUAAAAAUGCUGACACGACAUGAAAAAAAGAGCCAUAUAGCUGUUAUUUGCAAGUUAUGCUUUAUGCAAUUACCUUCUAGAGAAGCAUUGCAAGCCCAUUUAGACAAACAUGAUGAGAAUGUAUGUCAGAAAUGUAACAAAACUUACUCAAAUAAACAAACAUUUACUCAGCAUAUGAAGAUAUGUGGCAUAAAAGCAGUACCAAAAUAUAUAUGUGACAUAUGUAAUAAAAUGUAUGCCCGUAAAAAUGGAAUAAGGUCACAUUUGAAAGUUGAUCAUGGAUUUGGAAAAGUCCUGUCUUGUAAUUGGUGCAAUAAAAAGUUUGAUGUAAUAAGCAGAUUGAAAAUGCAUAUUGUGAAACAUACUAAAGAAAGGAGUUUCUUCUGUGAGCAUUGCGGUGGCAAAUUUGUUACCAAGGCUGCUUUAGUUUAUCAUACUAGAUUGCAUACUGGGGAAAAACCAUUCCCUUGUGAUUUGUGUCCGGAAAGUUUUCUUUCAGCUUCUAGAAGGAUGGAACAUAAAAGAAGGAAGCACUUUGAACCUACCAAAGAGUGCACCAUAUGCCAUGCUAAGUUCACUUCGAAGUUUCAGUUGUCUCGCCAUGUUCAAAGACAUUACAAUCCACAGAGUAAAUUGUUCAUGCCCACUUUACAAACAGAAAAAGCAUUUGACAUAUUCGGAUUGUAAGUGCUGGCUAAAAAAUAUAUUUGAUUAUAAUGUUUGAAUCAAUAUGUAAUUGUAGCAAUCAAAUUUUAAUAAAUGCUUAACAUGCAAUAUAUUUUUCAGAUGUACAGAUGCAAUUAAAGAAAGACAAGCUUAAUAUAAAAAUAUA
Hyposmocoma kahamanoa is the source of this 1662-nucleotide messenger RNA. RefSeq names its product zinc finger protein 431-like. Gene Ontology annotation, cellular component: nucleus. Gene Ontology annotation, biological process: regulation of transcription by RNA polymerase II. Gene Ontology annotation, molecular function: RNA polymerase II transcription regulatory region sequence-specific DNA binding; zinc ion binding; DNA-binding transcription factor activity, RNA polymerase II-specific. Bases 96 to 1517 code for a protein of 473 amino acids. The record is from RefSeq and is a predicted model, not a curated record. The transcript has 2 exons. Lineage: Eukaryota; Metazoa; Arthropoda; Insecta; Lepidoptera; Cosmopterigidae.